AUGAAUCAUACAAAUUACUUUAUUCUAGGCAUCCUCAAGACAUUAACUCACAGUUAUUGCAGAAAUUCCUCUGGAAUGCAGAUUGUAAUCGGGACCCAUCGCAUAGCGGCAGCCCUGGUAGUAUUGCAUGAAUGGCGGCAGCGCCAUAAGCAGCAGAUGGGCCGCAGUGAGAUCCUCACGCUGGGGCGGUGGCACGAUCCUUACGCCGGGGGUGGCAUUGCUUCAGGCUGCGGCGUGGCAUCUCAGGCAUGUUCCUACCCUUGCCAGUGUCCCACACAGAGUCCCCCCUGCCCUCUUGGCAACAGCCUUUCGCUAGAUGGCUGUGGUUGCCGCAAGGUAUGUUCCCGGCAGCUUGGGGAGCUGUGCUCGGUGCAGGAACCUUGUGAUCACCACAAAGGGCUCUACUGUGACUUUUCCAAAACCCAGAAAGACGGAGGCAUCUGCUUAGCUCAUGAAGGGUCCUCCUGUGUCCUGAUGGGGAAAACCUAUCUAAAUGGAGAGAGCUUCCAGCCCAGUUGUCAGCUGCAGUGUAUCUGCAUGGAUGGGUCCAUUGGCUGCAUUCCCCUUUGCACUGAUGGGGCACCACUCCCUCCCUCUGAUUGUCCCCUCCACUGCUGGGUAAAAGCACAGAACAAGUGUGGCGAAGAGUGGGUGUGUGAAGGAAGCAGUCAAAAGACCCCUUAAAGGAAGAAAGGGAAGAGGUGCCUGCGAAACCCUAAAUCUCACGAGGCAAUCCAUUUUGAGUUCAUCGGCUGCACCAGCAUCCACUUCUACUGGACCAAGUUCUGUGGCAGCUGCACGGACAAUCACUAUUGUACGCCACGUAUCACCAGCACAGUGAAAGUGGAAUUUCGGUGCCCCGAGGGAGAGUCAUUUGUUCGAAAAAUGAUGUUCAUCAAGUCUUGCUCUUGCCACUAUGACUGUCCUGCAGAUAAUGAUGUCUUUCUGGCCAGUUACCACCGGUCAAUGGAAGGGGACCACUUCAAACUAAAGAAUCAGUAAUGCUGGGUCCUGCUCCCACUCUAAACCCGGCAGAUUGAAUGUAUCUAAAAAUGCAUUUGCUGAUCACAAAUGAUCCGAGAGACUUCAUGUCCAGAGACGAGUAACGUAUAUCUGGUGCUGCAUUCUAAGACAGGGCUAAUGUACUUGAUUCUCCACCAACCACACCCAAUCUUCUCUGAAGACCCAGAUUCCAUGUUCUUUCCCCUGUGAGGUAUCGAAAGCACAUUGAUGUGUCCUAUCUACAUUUGGUUGCUGAAUCUAUACUAGCAGUUUUGCUAUAUGGAUGCCUAUCAUCAGCUCUUUCCUUCACAUAAUCUUGGUCAUGCACAAUGAAGCCUGUCAGAAAAUGUUAGCUCACAAUGGUAUAGUAUCCUCUUGCUGCAGAUGUUGAACAAGCAUGCAGAAAUAUGUUCAGAAGCUGUGGAGA
Messenger RNA from Protobothrops mucrosquamatus (brown spotted pit viper), 1429 nucleotides. Its product is annotated as CCN family member 3-like. Gene Ontology annotation, molecular function: heparin binding; integrin binding. The record is from RefSeq and is a predicted model, not a curated record. Gene Ontology annotation, cellular component: extracellular matrix; extracellular region. Lineage: Eukaryota; Metazoa; Chordata; Lepidosauria; Squamata; Viperidae. Gene Ontology annotation, biological process: cell adhesion; signal transduction.